Pseudocercospora fijiensis CIRAD86 is the source of this 670-nucleotide messenger RNA. RefSeq lists its product as uncharacterized. The record is from RefSeq and is a predicted model, not a curated record. The transcript has a single exon. NCBI's taxonomy places the organism in Eukaryota, Fungi, Ascomycota, Dothideomycetes, Mycosphaerellales, Mycosphaerellaceae. The coding region runs from base 177 to 554 and encodes 125 amino acids. Gene Ontology annotation, molecular function: oxidoreductase activity.
UGUGUGUAGUGCAGAAGACUCAUACUGAGUGCUUCAUCCGCGGAUCUGGAAACGACAUAACUGACAUAAAAGCUGCUACUUCUUGUCUACAGUUGUGAGUGUCCAAACACGACGGAGGAGCAACAUCAACCUUUUAUUACUUCACGACCUACAGCGCCGAAUACUCAAUCGACAAAAUGGUCUACCAAUUCAUGGUCUUCGCAUCUCGCAAAGCAGGGAUUACGCACGAAUACUUCAAGCAACGCUACGAACGACACAUGAAAAUGAUCGAGGGGCUCUGCAAAGGCGCCGAACCAUCAUCGCACACGAGGUUCUACCCAAUUCACGACAGCAAUACAGGCAAACCGGUCCUGAUGGCGGGGAACGCAGACGAUAUCGACUACUCUACGAUUGUUCUCAUGGAGUUUCCGGACGAGGCUGCCUUUCAGAGAUUCUACCAAGCGCUGUUGACAGAGGAGGCAAACGAAAAAAUCAUCGCUGAUGAAGCUGGGUUCUGGGAGCGCAACGGCAUGAAGGCCUUUGCAGUGGAGAGCUGCAAGACCUGGGGCUCGUGAUGUACGAUUACAUAGACGGACACACCUAGAAGAAUCGGAUUGGUGGCGUACGAGGCAGUUUUAAUAAACCACGUAGGGCUUUAUCUGAUUUAUGCUUUCACAAACUUGGCGGAAAA